AACUGGAAAAGGAGGACAAACGUUGAACCUGCAGUCCUGAACCUGGCUCAACCCAAAGCUUUCUAGACAUUACUAGACUCUUCCCCGUUCCAUUUCCUUCGUCUUCGAACCUUCUACCGUUUCACUACACUCUCCAUUAAUCACUAUCAUCAUCACUUGUCCCAAACGAAAGCCGUUUACCAGCAUAGACCGAACUUCUGAAGCACUUGCUCUUCCUUUCUAGAAGAAUCAUGUUCGGUGUAGUCUUCCCCAAUCGGAGCUUCCCUAUGGACAUUUCCUCCUUCUCCCAAAUCGACACCUUCCAUUGGAUACUCGACAUGAACACUUUCGUAGGUGAGGCCUACGAUCAAAUCCGCGAAGUCUGCAUAUUCCUCUUAAACAAUUUCACUCUUCCCCCCGACAAAGCCCUAGCUGUAUACAUUCAGGCUCCUGGUUCUCCUUUUCAAUUCUGUGGCGCUGUCACUCUAGCACGUCCCUCUGCCGUCCUCUCUCUCAAUUGGCCUGAGCCUGGUGGACAGUUGCAGCUUACGGCACCGGAUGCUGCCCCACUGUCUGCUAAAAUAGGGGUUUCUGUCGAGGACUUGGCUUCACUGCCGUCGUUAGAUGUUGCCGCGGAGAAAAGGAUCGAAAGACUUGCUAUGAAAGUCGGGGAGAAUUUGUUUAAUUAUAUGCAGUCAUUUUGUGGAGUUGAUGGGAGCAGGUUGAUUGUUCCUAUGGAUAUUUUGGACCGAUGGUUUAAGAAGUUUCAGGAGAGGGCUAAACGUGACCCCGAGUAUUUGAAGGGCUUCGAUUUGUAAUCUUUAAAUUUCAAGAAGCGAAGACUUGGUUUCCGGCAAGCUGUAUUGCCAAUGGAUUCGCAUAAGAAUAAUAAAUUCUCACUGGCAAUUAGAGGUUCAAAAGAACAUCCCAAAAUUAAUGUCUCGAGUAAAGUUGCAAACCAUAAAGAUUUCUGUUUAUGAAUUCCUUUUCUUUCUUAAAAGAUAUGCCAUAUAUUAAAAGUUGUUGAAAUUACAUGUUUUAGAUAUAAUAACCAUAUAUAGGUAGCAUUCUACAUAUUAGGGCCUCCCUUCAAAACCUAGGCAAUUAGCAGGAGACCUGCUAAUUUUUUUCCUAACUACUGAUAUUCUGACUUGAAGAUCAAUCAAGUUGGUUUUUUUUUUGGGGGUACAGUUACAGGACAUGAAUUGAUGCUUGCCUGUUAGAUCUAAAGCUGCUGCGGGAUUGUCUAAAUAUCUUCCAAGAAGUGGGAGGUGUGUAUGUUGGGCUGCCAUUCUGUAGGAGCUUUGAUCAUUUGAAUGCUACUAUUUGAAAGUGAGUUAAGGAAAAUUUAGAUUUUGCGUCAUGAUUAUUUUGCUGAAAUUUCUGUCAUAAAAGCAGGAAAGUGAGAAGAGGAAAGAAAUAUUUUGUGAUUGUGAUUCUGAACUUUUACACGAGCAGAGUAACUGUGAACCUUUGUUAAGCUUUAAAAAGUUGUUGAGAUGUAAAUUGCAGAUUCCAUGAACAAAUGACUCGAUUGGUUACCAGUUUAAAUUUUAAAAAGAAAAGGGUUCUAUUUUUA
Molecule: messenger RNA, 1558 nt
Organism: Manihot esculenta (cassava)
Lineage: Eukaryota; Viridiplantae; Streptophyta; Magnoliopsida; Malpighiales; Euphorbiaceae
Product: protein OPI10 homolog
Exons: 3
Coding region: 231-797 (188 amino acids)
Biological process (GO): protein import into nucleus
Cellular component (GO): cytosol; nucleus
Molecular function (GO): nuclear import signal receptor activity
Source: RefSeq, a predicted model, not a curated record